Arabidopsis thaliana (thale cress) is the source of this 1858-nucleotide messenger RNA. It is a transcript of the gene CYCD5;1, whose product is annotated as cyclin d5;1. Bases 330 to 1124 code for a protein of 264 amino acids. Lineage: Eukaryota; Viridiplantae; Streptophyta; Magnoliopsida; Brassicales; Brassicaceae. The transcript is spliced from 4 exons. The record is from RefSeq and is marked reviewed.
GCGGCACCAGACGCGGGAGACUCUCUCUCUCUCUCCACUCUCUCUCUCUUUUUUCUUUGUUUUUUCGUCACUUGCUCCUAAAAUCCCAAAUCGAGUAAUGGAAGAAAAAUCAAAUACGAUGAUUUAGCUUCCCUUCUUAUUCUUCCCCUAUAUUCACUGCGAUAACUUUGCCUCUCAUCUCAUAAAUUAAAAAAAAAACACUCUUCUCACAAAUUCUUUAUAAUUCCCCUUUUGAUGUGUACGGACACACCACCGAAGCAGAAGCAGAAGAAGAAGAACACUUCUAUCUCCGCCGCCGCCGUCGUCUUCAUCAUCAUCGCCGCCGUUAAAUGGGUGAGCCUAAAGACAGUCUCGCUCUCUUCCUCUGCCACGAAUCGGAGUCUUCUCUAAACGAAGACGACGACGAGACGAUUGAGAGAUCUGAUAAGCAAGAACCUCACUUUACUACUACGAUCGAUGAUGAAGAUUAUGUGGCAGACCUUGUUCUUAAAGAGAAUCUCCGAUUCGAAACCCUACCCUCUAAAACGACGUCGUCUUCCGAUAGAUUGAUUGCCAUCGAUUGGAUUCUCACUACAAGAACAAGAUUUGGGUUCCAACAUCAAACAGCUUACAUUGCAAUCUCAUACUUCGAUCUGUUUCUCCACAAAAGAUUCAUCGGUUUGCAGAAAGAUGAAACAUGGGCGAUGCGAUUGUUAUCAGUAGCUUGUUUAUCAUUAGCUGCUAAAAUGGAGGAACGUAUUGUUCCUGGUUUAUCACAAUACCCUCAAGAUCAUGACUUCGUUUUCAAACCCGAUGUCAUUCGUAAAACUGAACUGUUGAUUCUAUCCACAUUGGACUGGAAGAUGAACUUGAUCACUCCUUUUCAUUACUUCAACUACUUCCUUGCUAAAAUCUCUCAGGACAACCAUUCUGUUUCUAAAGACUUGGUGUUGUUAAGAUCCUCUGAUUCUCUUCUUGCUUUAACUAAAGAGAUAAGUUUUACGGAGUAUCGACAGUUUGUUGUUGCUGCUGUUACUACAUUGCUAGCUUCUUCUUCUACCUCAUCGGAUAUUAGAUUGACUAGAGAAGAGAUAGCUAACAAGUUUGGUUCGAUCUCUUGGUGGACUUCUAAUGAGAAUGUAUAAAUCUUGGUGUCUUUUUAUUCGAUUUUGAUUGUUUGAUGUUGAUGAUCAUAAUCUUAGGAGUGUUGGGUUUUGUAGGAAAAUGUAUAUUUGUGUUAUCAGAGAACGCUAGAGAUUGAGGAGAGGAAACAUAUGACACCUCCACCGGAAAUAGCGGUUUCUCGCGAACCGCCGGCUUCAGGAAGUGGCGCUAAACGCCGAUUGUCUUUUGAUGAUUCUGAUCAAAGUUCUCCACCAGCCAAGAGAAUGCGUAGGCUAUGAAGAGAGAGUUUCUUUCUUCUUCAAGUUUUGGCUUAUAUUGAUUUGGUUUCUUUUUUGGCAACAUAUUGAUUUGGUUUUAUAUUCAAUCAUUUGAUUAUAGAGAAAAAAUGGUCUGAAUACAUCGGUUAUUUCAAUUUUUAUGAAGUAACUCAUAUAGGUUCUUCGUAUGAAGGUCUUUGGAUUUCUUGGGGAUGAAAUGUGACUAUUAAAACAUUAGGGGCUUCUCUGAGAGAAUCUAGGAAAUAUGAGGAGUGAAUGUAAAUAAAUAAGAAAAACAGAAAGGGUGAAUAGUUUUAGGCCAAUAGUUGCAGUGCCAGUGAUUUGGUUUCACAUCCUCUUUUAUUUUUUUAUUGUCUUAUUUUUUUAUUUGUUAUGUUGCAAUUUCUUUUUCAUUUGAUAUUACAAAAUUUUGUCAUAGAUUUUUUUUUUUUUUUGGCAUCAAAGUCCAUUUUUUUAACCUCUUUAACUUUCAAAAG